Mus caroli (Ryukyu mouse) is the source of this 3355-nucleotide messenger RNA. RefSeq names its product acyl-CoA dehydrogenase short/branched chain (gene Acadsb). Gene Ontology annotation, molecular function: flavin adenine dinucleotide binding; acyl-CoA dehydrogenase activity. The record is from RefSeq and is a predicted model, not a curated record. Gene Ontology annotation, cellular component: mitochondrion. NCBI's taxonomy places the organism in Eukaryota, Metazoa, Chordata, Mammalia, Rodentia, Muridae.
GGGAGGGGCCUCAAAGGGGUGUGUGAGGGGCGGAUGCUCGGAGUGGGCAGGGCUCGAGCUUGCUUGGCCAAGGGUGUCUCGCGCAAGGGUUCGUGGAAAGCCUUGCGACCUUAACCAGGCCACCCUGCCCGAAGCGAGGAUGGCGGUCUCUGCGCUCCAGCUGUGGCGUGCAGGCGGGCUGCUGAGAAGAAACUUCCCAACCUGCUUGUCUUCUUGGAAGAUUCCUCCUCAUGUCCUCAAAUCCUCACAACCAGAAGCUCUACUCAGUAUGACAAACAAUGCACUGGCCUUGGCACCUCUACAGACACUUACUGAUGAGGAAAUUAUGAUGAAGAAGACAGUCAAAAAAUUUGCACAGGAGCACGUUGCUCCUCUGGUUUCCCCUAUGGAUGAGAACUCAAAAAUGGAGAAAUCGGUGAUCCAGGGAUUGUUCCAGCAAGGGCUGAUGGGCAUUGAAAUUGAAGCAAAAUAUGGAGGGACAGAAGCUUCCUUCUUCUGCUCUGUCCUAGUGAUAGAGGAGCUAGCUAAGGUGGAUGCCUCGGUGGCUCUCCUGUGUGACAUCCAGAACACAGUAAUCAACAACCUGUUUAGAAAACACGCUUCAGAAGAACAGAAGGCCACCUAUUUGCCAAAGCUGGCUACAGAAAAAGUAGGGAGCUUUUGCCUUUCUGAAGCUGGAGCCGGUAGCGACUCCUUCGCUAUGAAAACAAGAGCUGAAAAAAGUGGAAAUUACUACGUCAUCAAUGGGUCGAAGAUGUGGAUCAGCAAUGCUGAGCAUGCAGAGCUCUUCCUGGUCUUCGCCAAUGUGGACCCCAGCUCUGGCUACAGAGGCAUCACCUGCUUCUUAGUAGACCGAGAUACAGAAGGUUUUCAGAUAGGGAAACGAGAAAAUAAAAUGGGCAUCAGAGCUUCGUCCACCUGUCAGUUAACAUUUGAAAAUGUCAAGGUUCCAGAAACUAAUAUUUUGGGGAAAAUUGGGCAUGGUUAUAAGUAUGCCAUAGGAAGUCUUAAUGAAGGUAGAAUUGGAAUUGCUGCACAGAUGCUAGGACUGGCCCAAGGAUGUUUUGACUACACUAUUCCAUACAUUAAAGAAAGGAUGCAGUUUGGCAAACGAAUAUUUGAUUUUCAGGGGCUCCAACACCAAGUGGCUCAGGUGGCCACCCAGCUGGAAGCCACACGGUUGCUAACAUACAACGCUGCUAGGCUCGUAGAAGCCGGAAGGCCAUUUAUAAAAGAAGCAUCUAUGGCCAAAUAUUAUGCAUCCGAGGUUGCUGGGCUAACAACAAGCAAGUGCAUCGAGUGGAUGGGAGGGGUCGGCUACACCAAAGAUUACCCUGUGGAGAAAUUCUUCCGUGAUGCCAAGAUCGGUACAAUAUAUGAAGGAGCUUCCAACAUCCAGCUGAACACCAUCGCCAAGCACAUCGAUGCAGAGUACUGAUGUCUGUGGGCUGGGCCCUCUGGGUCACUGGCGCACCAUUCCCAGCUGCUGUGCCUUAUUGAGCAGGGUCUAGAGCAGUGCAGCGCUUCCUUGGACUCCCCUUGUCCUGGUCUCAGGCCUGGAUUUUGUUCCUGUCUCUUUCCAAUCUACUCUAAAACUGUUUCCAAGCUUCUGAACGCGUAUUUCUCAUCCUAAUUGCAGAGUAUACAAAAGUUUCACUCUACCAGCAUUUGGGAAGAAGAAACCAUUUGAGGUAUUGGUAUUGCUGGCAGAAAUAUAUAUAUAUAUUUGUAUUUAUAUUUAUAUUCCUACUAAAUCUUUGUACUGUGGUAUGAGCCAGAGGAGCAUUUGUUACACUUGGCAAUUUUUAUUCAAUACUUUAUAGAUUCAGUAGUAAGUUGCUAAACAAGGUAGAAACUGAUAAAAUUUAUUUGGAAAAAUCUAGAACUCUUAGUUCUAAAUAUCAAAGAAAUAGUAGAAAAUAAAAAAUGUAGCUUGUAGGCCAUAUAAUUGACAAUAACAAAAGUCCCAAAUGUUAUUUUAACCAACAAAAGCAGUAUGUUUGGCUGCUAUAAUUGAACUAAAUGAAAGAUGUAUUAUGUGGUGGCUUUUAGCAGCUCAUUUAAAAAACAUGUCCCUGUAUUAGUUUUCAACUAUAAAGUUUAAGUAAUUUGCCCUAAUCAUCUGAAAAUAAUUUAUUAGAUCAUGCACUAUUUUUCGGUAGUAUGAUUUAUUUCUGUAUUUUAAUUGAGUAUUUUCCCUCAAACUUGGUUAUUGGACUUUAUCCUAAAUAGUAAUUAAUUGAGAAAUUCAAUUUUGGUUUUCAAAAUUGAUUCUUAAGAGAAAUAUACCCCCAUAAGAAAAUAAUAUCGCAAUCUCAUAAGGAUAGGGAAGGGAGACUUGGUAGUCUCCCUUCAGUAUAAAUAUAUGUAGUCAUUUAUAUAGUAUAUUAGAUAAUUUUAUAUUUGUGAAGACAAAGAUCUAUGUUUUACAAUGUAAAUGAAAAACAGGCAAAGCCUAAUCAGAUAUCCAGCUGGUGAAGCCAUUGAUCAGUGUUAGGGAUUUACAGUCGGGAGAAGACCCUCUAGUUGCAGACCCUGAGUCCUCUGGAGAGAGAAGUAGACAGUAGACAAACGAGUUUCACAUUUCCAGAGGAAACAUCACAAGUUAGAUGUGAAAACUGCCCGCGGCUCACGCAGUUGCUGGAAAUAAUCGUUACUUCUAGAUAGAAAGUAUGUCAGUGCUUUUGCAAAAGGAUACUGUUUAUUAAGAAACUUGACAUUCUCUUGGUAAUUUUGCUUUGCACAGUUAAUGUUUAUUGAGCUAAAUUAAUUUCCACAAUGCAAAUCAUAGUUAAAUAUGCAAGGUUGUAUAAAUACAGUUGAAAUAGGAAUUACAUUAAAACAGUAGGAAGAAAUAAAACAAAUUUAGACCUUGAAUCCAAAGAGAUAAGGUCUACUUGACUUUCAAAUGGGGGAAAUGAUGAAAGCCCCUCACCCAGUCUUUCAGAACAGACAGAUGAGUGUGAUAAGAAAGGAAGGGGUGGAUGCAGUCCCCUGACAGGGCAGACACCUUCCACUCCUGUAAUAAUGUAAAAGAGGAGGGCUUAGAGAUGAUGCGGCAGCGGGAGUCAGGAUGAGUAAACAGCCUGCCUUCCUUUCCUAGACUCAUGGCAAUCCUCCUGCUUCACGUGUAACCUGGGCUGGCCGCAGAUUCAUGGCAAUCCUGCUUUCAGGCUUCCAGUGCUAAGAUUGCAUGUCUGCACCCCAGCUCCCAUCUCUGACUUGUUGGUUUUGAAGUCAUGCCCACGAUUACAGCUUUGUCAAUUGUUCUCAUUUAUUUCUAUUUGUUUUGCUCUAUGUAGUUCCCAGUUAUGUUUUUAGGGGUAAUAAAGUUCAUGGCUGUUGGAUCAUCUUG